Talpa occidentalis (Iberian mole) is the source of this 1472-nucleotide messenger RNA. It is a transcript of the gene COMMD7, whose product is annotated as COMM domain containing 7. Lineage: Eukaryota; Metazoa; Chordata; Mammalia; Eulipotyphla; Talpidae. The transcript is spliced from 9 exons. Bases 57 to 659 code for a protein of 200 amino acids. The record is from RefSeq and is a predicted model, not a curated record. Gene Ontology annotation, biological process: tumor necrosis factor-mediated signaling pathway; negative regulation of DNA-templated transcription. Gene Ontology annotation, molecular function: NF-kappaB binding.
GGCGGCGGCUGCGCAGGAGGAAGCGAGGGCCGCCGCGGGUCCGGGCGGCGGGCGCCAUGGGCCGCCUGCACUGCACGCAGGACCCGGUGCCCGAGGCCGUGGGCGGCGACAUGCAGCAGCUGAACCAGCUGGGCGCGCAGCAGUUCUCAGUCCUCACAGAAGUGCUUUUCCGUUUCCUGACUGAACCCAAAGAGGUGGAGCGCUUUCUGACCCAGCUCUCUGAAUUUGCCACCAGCAAUCAGAUUAGUCUUGGACCCCUUAGGAGCAUUGUGAAAAGCCUCCUUCUGGUUCCAAAUGGUGCCUUGAAGAAGAGUCUCUCAGCUGAGCAGGUCCGGGCUGACUUCAUAACCCUGGGUCUCAGUGAGGAGAAAGCCACUUACUUUUCUGAAAAGUGGAAGAAGAACGCCCCCACCCUGGCUCAUUGGGCCAUAGGUCAGACUCUGAUGAUUAACCAGCUUAUAGAUAUGGAGUGGAAAUUUGGAGUGACAUCUGGGAGCAGUGAGCUGGAGAAAGUGGGAAGUAUUUUUUUACAAUUAAAGUUGGUGAUUAAGAAAGGAAAUCAAACUGAAAAUUUGUACAUAGAAUUAACCUUGCCUCAGUUCUACAGCUUCCUGCACGAAAUGGAGCGAGUCCGAACCAGCAUGGAGUGUUUCAGCUGACUUCUGUCCCCCAGCCUUCCCUGCCCCCUUUCCUCGCUGGGUGACCGCUCAGAGGCACCUUGCUUCAGCCCUGUGGGGCGCUCCAUUCGGCCCUUGCUUCUUGGGAGCCCAGGUGCAAAGGUUUCUGAAAAACAACAGGAUUAAGUACUUAAAAAGGCCUACACAAUUACCCUGCAAACUCUUUGUUAAGAAACAUCCACCUCCUAUCUCCAGGAAACUUUUUAAGAUAUUCAGACAGAGUUCAGCAGCUCCCGUUCAGGGGAGGAAACAAGUUGAGUCACCAUCAAACUUCCAGAGUCGAGGAAUGGUGCCAUCUCUCCAAAUGCAAACCCCUCAAAAGCGCCAGGGCUUGGCCACGGCGGACUGCAUGACACUGGUAGGGGCGUCUGAAUGACCUGGGGUUGGGGGACACCCAGCCGUAUUGCUGCAUACUGUGAGGUGGUGGUGCAUUGCUUACCGGUUUUUAAUGGGGAACUGUGUAUCAACACAUGCUUGGUCCACUGUAAAAAGAAGUGAGGCUGCAUUCUGUCUUCAUUCCAGGUUCUGCCCUGUUGUUUUGUAAUAAAGUAACCCUUUUCAGGCUGUGUUGGCUUGUUUUGGUUCAGGCUGACUUUAUUGCUUAGAUGAUGAAUAAAAAGGUUCUGAAGGAAAGGUUGGCAUCUAGUUGUCUUUAUGCAUGGAUUAAACUAGGUGCUCUUCAAAAAUUCUCUUCCUGAUUUUGGUGAAGGCCCUGGGUCUUCAGUGAAAUUGGCUGUAGUCCAAAGUUGGAAUCCUGGGGCCUCCCUGGUGGCACAAGGGGUUAAGUCUCAGCAC